AUGGACGACCCACUAAGUAUUGCCUCCAGUGUGGUUGCACUCGUGACCUUUGCCUUACAAUCUAGUGUUGUGCUUUAUAGCACUGUUCGCAGCUUUCAGAGCCAAGACAAAGAUGUCCUGGCGCUAAAAGGCGAGGUCAAUGACCUCACUACCGUGUUGGAGUGUCUACUAGAUACUGUGACCAAACACCCUGAACUUGAUUUUGCGGCUCUCAAGACCCACUCCAUCGCUAUGGAAAGGAUUGCGAGGAGCUCCCAGCCUAGCAUCCAGGACUCGGAUUACUAA
Clonostachys rhizophaga is the source of this 285-nucleotide messenger RNA. The record is from the annotation of a GenBank genome assembly. Lineage: Eukaryota; Fungi; Ascomycota; Sordariomycetes; Hypocreales; Bionectriaceae.